Cornus florida is the source of this 3294-nucleotide messenger RNA. RefSeq names its product phosphatidylinositol N-acetylglucosaminyltransferase subunit A. Gene Ontology annotation, biological process: GPI anchor biosynthetic process. Gene Ontology annotation, cellular component: glycosylphosphatidylinositol-N-acetylglucosaminyltransferase (GPI-GnT) complex. The transcript has 11 exons. Lineage: Eukaryota; Viridiplantae; Streptophyta; Magnoliopsida; Cornales; Cornaceae. The coding region runs from base 1020 to 2351 and encodes 443 amino acids. Gene Ontology annotation, molecular function: phosphatidylinositol N-acetylglucosaminyltransferase activity. The record is from RefSeq and is a predicted model, not a curated record.
AACAGGCCCAGUGGGCAGCAAUGAAGCAACAAGGAACAAGCCAACCCAAACAAAAACAGAUACCGACAUUAACGGCUUGUUAGCCGAUAAUAAGGGACCUGCUAAACACUCCGGUGAUGAACCCUAAUGAGAAAGUUCCGCGAAGAAGGUAGAGCUCAAUCCGGCGGCCGGCGUGGAGGACGGCAAUGCGAGGAGAGACGUUCCAGUCUCUGAGAAUCCUCCUCGAAGCUGAGCUCUCUUUAAGGAAACCAAGCUUGAGAAUUGCGGUUACAGUGGAGCAAACCUUUGCACAGAGUACUGUCUGCGAGAUCUUCUCCCCCCGAUAAAUUUGUGCGUUUCUCUCUUCCCAAGAAUGAUAUACAAGUGAGGAGAGGCAUAAUUUGCGGAGACAAUUGUUCGCUAGUUGAUUUCUAGGGCGAGGUUCCGUCUUCAAAGCUUGCAUUAAAAGCAUAUAUGUAAGUUUGGAUUAUAGGUUGAUCCCGCUGCAAUCUUCUCACAGAUCGACUUCACUCUUUCUUGCUGGGUUUUGGAAUUUAAUGAAUGAUUGGACAGUGGAAUUAUUUUCUAGAUUUAGUUUGGAGUGACGAAAUUGGAAGGAAAAGAAAAUAAAAGUAUUGAUGAAAUUGGAGGGAAAAGAAAGGGAGGGAUAGUUAUUUUCGUUAGAUACAACGGCAGCCCAUCCUCACGCCCCGGCGAUUUCUCUUCUACAGUUCCAGCGUUACUCCAGCUAUGGCGUCAUUUCUUCAAUUUUUUGUAGAAAACCCAAAAUUUGUUGUUUGGAUCAAAAAGAUCAUACUACGUUUGAUAUUUUGCUAAAAUUUGGAGAGCCGUUUGGAGAAAGCCCGAGAAUUGAAGCUCAUACACAAUAAUAGUGGAGAAUCCUGGCAUAGUUAUUACACAUAUGGCAUGAGGGUGGAAGGGGAGGAGGCCUCGCCCAGGAAUAUUAGGAACCAGAUUAAGAAAAACAGGAGUAUGAGACCAAGGCUUCAUAGGAGGGAGGUGUGAAGAUAUCAAAUACCAUGGGUGAUUGUACAAAACACAGAAUUUUGAUGGUGUCUGAUUUUUUCUAUCCCAACUUUGGGGGUGUCGAGAAUCACAUUUAUUAUCUAUCACAAUGCUUGCUCAAGCUUGGCCACAAGGUGGUUGUUAUGACUCAUGCUUAUGGAAAUCGUUCCGGGGUUAGAUAUAUGACACAUGGCCUCAAAGUCUAUUAUGUACCCUGGAAACCAUUUCUUAUGCAGAACACCUUGCCCACCAUUUAUGGGACGCUUCCAAUUAUAAGGACAAUUCUCAUUCGGGAAAAGAUAUCUUUGGUGCAUGGACAUCAAGCCUUCUCAACUCUUUGUCAUGAAGCUUUGAUGCACGCACGCACGAUGGGAUAUAAAGUUGUAUUUACUGACCAUUCACUGUAUGGUUUUGCUGAUGUGGGUAGCAUUCACAUGAACAAGGUUCUGCAAUUUGCUCUAGCAGAUGUGACUCAGGCUAUUUGUGUUUCUCAUACAAGUAAGGAAAACACAGUCUUAAGGUCAGGGUUGCCGCCAGAAAAGGUUUUUGUUAUACCAAAUGCGGUGGACACAGCUAUGUUCAAGCCUGCCCCAGAGCGACUCAGCAAUAAUGAAAUUGUUGUAGUUGUGAUAAGUAGAUUGGUUUAUCGGAAGGGUGCAGAUCUGCUCGUCGAAGUCAUUCCCGAAGUGUGCAGUUUGUAUCCGAAUGUUCGUUUCAUUGUUGGAGGAGAUGGGCCUAAAAGAGUGCGUCUGGAAGAGAUGAGGGAAAAACACUCUCUUCAAGAUCGAGUUGAAAUGUUAGGUGCUGUUCCCCAUGCUAAAGUACGGUCUGUCUUGAUUUCUGGCCAUAUAUUCCUAAACAGUUCUUUAACAGAAGCAUUUUGCAUAGCCAUAUUGGAGGCUGCUAGUUGUGGAUUAUUAACAGUCAGUACACGCGUUGGUGGUGUCCCAGAGGUUUUACCAGAUGAUAUGAUUGUCCUUGCGGAACCAGAUCCUGGUGAUAUGAUACAAGCAAUCAGGAAAGCAUUAACCAUACUUCCCCAGAUUGAUCCUCAAGACAUGCAUCUUCGUAUGAAAAAAUUGUACAGUUGGCAUGAUGUUGCCAAAAGGACGGAGAUAGUGUAUGACCGUGCUUUGAACUGCUCCAAUCCGAAUCUUUUAGAACGACUCCCGCGGUAUCUUACAUGUGGUGCUUGGGCAGGCAAGCUUUUCUGCUUGGUUAUGCUUAUUGAUUUUUUGUUUUGGAGGCUAUUACAAUUAUUGCAGCCUGCAGUGAAUAUCGAAGAGGUACCAGAUAUUAAUUUGCCAAUUUGUCAACAUGAAAGAGAUGUCAUGGAAUUUCAAUGAGGAACAAAGCUUGAAAUGAUAAUUAGGGUUCGAACGUCGCUUAUUUUAAAUUGGGAGCCAUUUAGUGGAUGGAGGUAGUAUUUAAUUUGAUCUAUCAAUUUCAUCCUGUAUGUAUAUAGGUACUAUUCAAUAGUUUCAGAAGGAAGUUCCAGACACAAUUAAUGCCUCUCUAACAUCUGUUGUUGCCCAUUUGCAAUUAUGCUUUCAUGCUACCCUGCUGCCAAAAUUGAUGGUAAGCCUUGGCUUCCUGGAAAGGGAAUAACAUAACCACAGGUGUACCAGGAGAUAUUUUUAAAUAUUUUUUUUUUAAUAAAUGGAUCGAUCGUAUAUAAAGUACAGGAAUUUAUAUACAGGAAUAAUGUUUUCUUACGGUGGUCCUUAUUUGUCCAAUCGCUCUCUCAUUUUGUAGGAACCUGGGCGAGAAUUAGAGUGUCAUUGUAAAGAAUUUAAAGCUUCAGCUACUCGAGGCAGGAACAGAGGUUAAUUUUCAUGACAAUUUAUCUCAGUUAUUAGCAGAAAGCAAGACAAGAUAAGUGACUUUUGGGUAAACAUUGGCAACACAAUGUGUGCGUAGCGAGCAAUUAUAUUAUGUUGGAGAAACUAGACCUUGUUAUUGUGUUUCCUAAAUCAUUUUUGUUGUAGUUAAAAUUACUUUGACACCAUGAAGACUAUGGUCAAGGCAAACAAUGUCUUGUCAAUUGUCAUUGUACUGUGAUAUGAGCUUAGCAGUCACUGACUCACUGUGGUGUCCAACUGUUGAAGAAUAGUUACGUGUCUCUUAAUCUUUACCGGCCUCAGAAAAUUGAAGUCCUUUAUUUUGUUUUUUCUCUAAACGAAAGGAGAUUUUUGUCUAGGACCUUAAAACUAUUUUAGGCUUCGGAUUUUGUUUGAUAUGUGGGAUUGUUUUCCCCAAUUUUAUUGGCUGAGCAUCCUAUUAAUCUCA